Molecule: messenger RNA, 350 nt
Organism: Geodia barretti
Lineage: Eukaryota; Metazoa; Porifera; Demospongiae; Tetractinellida; Geodiidae
Source: the annotation of a GenBank genome assembly
ACUACAUACAAUAACAGUCUCUGUGUCCCUGUUACAUCACUCCCCCCUGUGAUCAAGUUCGUCCCGAAUGUCGGUUCCGUAGGGGGUACUUACAUGCAGGCCUCGGGGCACUGUUCGAAGUGUUGGACGUGUUCGAAGGCGAGCGAUCAUUCGAUGUCGGCGGUUGAACAGCGUUCGUAUCCACCGAUGUGGGUGUUGUCUCCGGAUCAGAGGCACUGUCUGAAGCGUGGUCAGCUGAAUCCUCUGAAUCCAGACCACUAUCUGAGGUGGUGUCUGCCUCUCCAGGGUCUGCAGGCGUGUGAGCAUCCAGCACCCUAGACACCCAACGUGGUGGUCGUCCAGGCCCACGG